CUGCAGUAUAAGGAUGGCCUUCAGAGUUAGUUUUAAGAUAAUGAUAUUAUGUUGGAUUGCAGUUUUUGUUUUAACAAUAUAUAUUCACAAUGGUCAUCUACACAAAUUUGAUUCCAAAAAUAUUGAACAUAAGUCACCAAAAUUACUGGAAUCCAAAAAUCAAGAAGCAGCGGGAUCAAAAUCAUUUAAUUUGAAAACAAUAGACGAUGGUGAGUCAAGUAAAGCUUUUGAUGAACCAACAGAAAGAAAUGAUAUUGAUAAGGAUGACAAUGUUAAAAAAGCACUUAUGAGUAAUGCUGAGGACAUCAACUCAAUUCCUAACAAAGAAUAUUUGAUGACAGAGGAUACACAGCUUCAGCGAAGGUUUCCGAAAGCUAUGAUCAUUGGCAUGGCUAAAUGUGGUACCAAUGCUAUACAAAGGAGCUUAGAACUAAAUCCACUACUCAAGUCCACCUCAGAUGAAGAAGUCUGCCUUACAUUUAGAAAAGAGAAUUUUACAUUGGAUAGCUAUAGGGAAAGGCUGCCCUUGACUCUUGAACAGCAAGUGACCAUCACAAAAUGUCCACAGCUACUUGAUAAUGUUUGGAAUAUUAAAGCAUUGCAUGACCACUUCCCAGAGAUGAAGCUUAUCAUAUCUCUCUGCGAUCCUGUUAAACAAGCUGUAUCAAGUUAUGUCAUGCAUUAUGAGAUCAAACGAGAGAGAAAUUUGUGGCCUAACUUGCCCCCACUGGAUCUGCUUGUUUUUAAAUCGGAUGGAACUGUGAAUGAAUACAGUAAAUAUAUUAGGAUAUACAUAGACAUGUUAAAGCCAGUGUUUACAUUGUUUCCCAUGGAGCAGAUAUUGAUCAUUGAUGGAGAGAACUUCAUCAAAGAUCCCGUCAUGGAGCUGAGUAGAGUUGAAGAUUUUCUCCAAGUGCCAAGGAUUAUAUCAAGGGAUAUGUUUUUAUUUAAUGCAACCAAAGGAUUGUUCAAUGGUUUCACUUUCCUUGAUGGGCAUACAUAUCAUUUAAAGGCUGGGAAAGGUCACCCCCACCCUACAUAUGAUCAACAUUUUUAUGAUAAGUUACAUACAUUUUAUGAACCUUAUAACAAGAAACUGUUUGCAAAAAUUGGAAGAACCUUUAACUGGAAUUAUAAUGGCAAAAAAGUAAAAGUGUGACAUUUGAUGAGUUGUAUAUUGCAUUGAUGUCCCCAGGAUUUUUUACCAACAGGGUGAAGUGAAAUCCUAAUUUUACCUUUUAGCAGGAUGCACACAGAUACGAGGGUAGCAUCUAAUGUUCAGAUUUUAAACAAGGUUCAUCACCCAAUUGCUCUAAUACUGGGGAGAUCACUGCUAAGAUUCUGUAUAUCCUAUUAUACUUAGCUUAGUAGAAUUUGAUGAGCAUAUGGUAAUAUACAUGUAGAUGUUUAUUUAAGUUUAAAUUGUCAUCAGUUCAGAUAAAAUAUUAAAAAAGUAUUUUCAAACAUUGUUUGACUAUUUUGUUGAAAUUACAUUGAAUAAAGUUGCUUUGUAAUGGGAUUACAUAUUAUAAAAAUGGUAACAGAUCUAGCAGUGCAGGAAGCUCUUGUAAUAUUUUGUUCUUAUAAAAAUGAUCGUCAGUGGAGAUAUUGAAAUGUUACAUGAUAUCAAAGAUAAGGUAAUAUUUGCCAGUGAUGCAUAUCAAACCUGAAAAAUUCCUGUGUUCAGUGAAUAUCUGGAGUCAUUUAAUGAUAUAUUUGUUUUGUAUUUAUUUGUAUUCCUUGCUUUUGCAUGUGAUGUAUAAUAAAACAUAUAGUUUAUUUCAUUUUCAUGGAUGUAUUCAUUUCUAUAGAAUGAAAUGUGUUUAAACUAUUUCAUGUUGGUUUAAUUUGUAUCAGAAGUCUUGUUUUGUUUUGGUUUGUUAUGAGUUGCUCCUUUUCGCUGCCACCAUGACAAAAUAUAUGAUAUCGAGACACAGAGGUUGAGGUGAAACUGCCAUCAAUCAUUUAUUUUAUGCACAGUAUAUUUACCCUCUGGAUGUUGUUAUACAUAACUUAUGUCUUUAUUGUUCAUGCAAAAAUAAAUUUCAUUUUUACAA
Owenia fusiformis is the source of this 2057-nucleotide messenger RNA. The record is from the annotation of a GenBank genome assembly. Lineage: Eukaryota; Metazoa; Annelida; Polychaeta; Sabellida; Oweniidae.